This is a messenger RNA of Exophiala oligosperma, 1044 nucleotides long. RefSeq lists its product as uncharacterized. Gene Ontology annotation, cellular component: Golgi apparatus. The coding region runs from base 1 to 1044 and encodes 347 amino acids. NCBI's taxonomy places the organism in Eukaryota, Fungi, Ascomycota, Eurotiomycetes, Chaetothyriales, Herpotrichiellaceae. The transcript is spliced from 4 exons. The record is from RefSeq and is a predicted model, not a curated record. Gene Ontology annotation, biological process: protein O-linked glycosylation via fucose; GDP-fucose import into Golgi lumen. Gene Ontology annotation, molecular function: antiporter activity.
AUGGCAGACCAGUCUCCGUCGAGACUGUCUGUCGCAGCGACCGUCGCUUUCCACAUCACCACUGCCAUCGCAGUCACCAUCGUCAACAAAUCAGUCCUCAAUACUCUACCGGUCCCCAUAACGCUUCUUCUCGCCCAGUCUGUGAUAUCGACAAUCAUACUAUGUCUCGCGUACAUGUUCAGACUGUACGUUCCGGCCAAGCUGGACUCGACAUACAUUCGGGGUGUUGCUCCGCUGCUGGCCAUCAAGAUUAUCGCACAACUUUCCAAGACGUAUUGUUUACUUAACGUCAAUGCGAGUUUUUACCAAAUAGCGCGAGGCCUCUUACUCCCAUUCACCAUCUUCCUAUCAUUCAUGUUCCUCAAGGACUCCCGACCGAGUAUGUGGGCUUCUGCGGCGUGUGCCAUUACGACGCUCGGUUUUGUGCUCGGCGUGUCCGGCGAAGCGGUCGGCCAGGCCACCAACAUCGGCAUAGCAUGGGGCAUUUGGUCGUCACUCACCACGGCCCUCGAGACCGUUCUGGUCAAGUACCUCGCCCUCAAGACUCGAGUUCUGGACCUCGUGUUCGUGACUUCUCUGGCCGGCAUCCCGGUCUUUUCCGUUCUGGCCUAUCUCAACAGCGAAAUGUCCCACUUGUCCGCUUUGGGGACUUUACAUCCUGUCAUGGUGACGUUUGAGAAGAAGGUGUUGUUGAGUGGAUUGUUCAAUUUCGCAUUGAGCGCGGCGGCGUACCUACAGAUUCGAGUGACUUCUCCUACGACACACAUGAUCUCAACUGCUGCAAGGGGCGUUUUGCAAUCUGCCUUGGCAGUGGUGUUUUUGGGAGCCGAAAGGCUGACGGCGUCCCGAAUCAAGAGUAUCGCAGUCAUCUUGACCGGCACUAUGCUCUACACUUUUAUCAAAGACAUGGAAAAGAGGGGAAAGACAAUCAAAGGUCAAAUCCUCCCUUUACAUACCACGGUUUCGCAACCACAAUCAACAAACCCCACGGCUGGUGAAGAGGGUGUUCCACUCGUGGAACCCAAGGGGACCGAGGAGAAAUAG